CACAAUCUGAAAUCAAAAGCCGAAAGCUAACUUGAUUAAUUCCUGGAUUAUUCAUUUGUCCUUUGCCAAUUUAGGGCCAGAUUACAAGUGGCGCGUUAACGGUUACACGCAAACAAAAAGGGGUUUAUUGCAGGUGUUUGCACACGUCAGGUGUAGCGCUCUAAUUACAUGUUGAAAGUGAACGCGAUUUAUGCUAGAAUGAUUACCAAGUCCUCAGAGCUCUGGUUAACUGUUACAUGAAACAAAAAAGUUGACAUUCACUCUAAGGGAGCUGAAAUCAAAGAGUUUGAAUACGGGCGGAGGAAGCGCUGCAGCGGCUCUCAGGAUUAAAAGGAAGCGGAAGUGAGCAGGAGCAGCAGCUGCAGCAGCAACAGCAACACGGGGAUUGGGAGUGCAAGAGAAGCCAAGUCAUAGCGGGACAGAGUGCAGAAGCUGGGCCCGGUUGCUUACAUUCUUCUUCCCCAUGCUAGAAGGAUGCAACAUGGCGGCAGCUAUGGAAACCGAACAGGUUGGGGUAGAGAUCUUUGAAUCAGCAGCCAGCCAUGAAAGCCCAGAGACCAAUGGGGGCGAUAUAAAACCAGAGCCCUAUUUUGUUGAGCGUCACUCUUGGAGUCAAAUGAGGAAACUUCUGGCAGACACUAGGAAGUAUCAUGGAUACAUGAUGGCCAAAGCACCUCACAGCUUUACAUUUGUUAAGAGGAACGAUCCUGAAAGCCCUCACUCUGAUCGCAUGUACUACCUGGCAAUGUCAGGAGAAAAUCGAGAAAAUACCUUGUUCUAUUCUGAAAUUCCUAAGAAUGUUAAACGAGGAGCAGUACUUAUGCUUUCUUGGAAGCCUCUUCUUGAUACAUUCCAGGCUACUCCUGAUUAUGGCAUGUAUUCCCGUGAGGAAGAGCUGCUUCGUGAGAGGAAACGGAUUGGAACAGUGGGUAUUUCUGCUUUUGACUAUCAUGCAGAAAGUGGGACUUUCCUAUUCCAGGCUGGUAGCGCCAUCUACACAGUGCGGGACGGUGGUCCUCGUGGAUUCACAAAGCAACCGCUGCAACCUCAGUUACUGGAGAGCAGUUGUUCCAACAUACGUAUGGACCCAACCAUCUGUCCUGGAAAUCCAACCUUUAUGGCGUUUGUGCACAGCAAUGACUUAUGGAUCUCCAACAUGGAGACUGGGGAGGAGAGAAGGCUUACUUUUGUGCACAAAGAUAUGGCUGGAGUGGAAGAAGAUGCCCGUUCUGCUGGAGUAGCCACAUUUGUGCUACAGGAGGAAUUUGACAGAUAUACAGGCUACUGGUGGUGUCCUCGUAAUGAACCAA
This is a messenger RNA of Bombina bombina (fire-bellied toad), 1310 nucleotides long. RefSeq names its product dipeptidyl peptidase 8. Lineage: Eukaryota; Metazoa; Chordata; Amphibia; Anura; Bombinatoridae. The annotation marks the transcript as partial. The record is from RefSeq and is a predicted model, not a curated record. Gene Ontology annotation, biological process: proteolysis. Gene Ontology annotation, molecular function: dipeptidyl-peptidase activity. The transcript is spliced from 7 exons.